UUUUGAAGAUUUUUGUUUGGUCGAUUUUUGUUUGACCGCUGCGCGAUUUUUUUGCAAAAGAUGUUUUUUAAUUUUUGUAAUUUUUUCUAUUUUUCUUUAAUUUUUAUAGGAAAAAGUUAAAAUAAAAAAUGUCUCAACGUCUUUUGGGAGCACUCGGUCAGAUUGGUAUUGGAUUGGCAAUUGCUGGUGGAGUUGCUCAAUCAGCGCUUUACAAUGUUGAUGCUGGUCAACGUGCCGUUAUAUUUGACCGAUUUGCUGGUGUAAAGCCUGACGUUAUUGGAGAGGGAACCCAUUUUAUAAUUCCAUGGGUUCAAAAACCAAUUAUUUUUGAUAUUCGUUCAACGCCAAGAACUGUUAGUACUGUGACUGGUAGUAAAGACCUUCAAACUGUUUCGAUAACUUUACGUAUUUUGCAUAGACCGGAUCCAGUUAAAUUGCCGACAAUUUACAAUACAAUUGGACAGGAUUAUGCUGAACGUGUUUUGCCUUCAAUUACGAAUGAGAUCCUUAAGGCUGUCGUUGCCCAAUUUGAUGCUCAUGAAAUGAUUACUCAACGUGAGUCUGUCAGUCAUCGUGUUUCACUCGAAUUGGCUGAACGUGCAAAAACUUUUGGAAUGAUGCUUGAUGACAUUUCUAUUACACAUCUUUCCUUUGGACGCGAAUUUACCGAAGCUGUUGAAAUGAAACAAGUUGCACAACAAGAGGCUGAACGUGCGCGUUAUUUGGUAGAAAAAGCGGAACAGAUGAAGUUGGCUGCGAUUACAACGGCAGAGGGAGAUGCGCAAGCAUCUAAGAUGCUCGCCCAAGUAUUUUCGCAAGUCGGUGAUGGACUCAUUGAACUCCGUAAAUUAGAGGCGGCAGAAGAGAUUGCUGAGUUACUUGCAUCUUCCAAAAACGUUACUUAUUUGCCUAAGGACAUCAACCCUUUGAUUUCUUUGCCAUCGUAA
Meloidogyne enterolobii is the source of this 947-nucleotide messenger RNA. The record is from the annotation of a GenBank genome assembly. Lineage: Eukaryota; Metazoa; Nematoda; Chromadorea; Rhabditida; Meloidogynidae.